This is a messenger RNA of Monascus purpureus, 1856 nucleotides long. NCBI's taxonomy places the organism in Eukaryota, Fungi, Ascomycota, Eurotiomycetes, Eurotiales, Aspergillaceae. The record is from the annotation of a GenBank genome assembly.
GACCAAUCCCUGAAGAAUUCAAAUCUCGGAAAUCAUGCGUCCCUUUAGAAGAGGAACUGCCCUUUUGGGGUCUAAGUCGACAUAUUGCUACCGCACUCACGUCGCUGCCAAUGGCGCUUCCAUAUUCCAGCGGCAGCUCAGCUCUUGUACCGGAAUCCGCUAUCCUGCCGGUCAACCACUUUCCCGGAUCCCAGCGAGAGCUGAUAUCCCUUCACCACGCACUGUGCGGUAUGCAUCGUCAGCUUCGGGGAUAAAGAAAACCCAGUUGUACGAUUUUCAUGUCGCCAAUGGAGCCAAGAUGGUUCCCUUUGCCGGGUUCUCGAUGCCCUUGCAGUACAAGGAUCUCAGUCAUCUUGAGAGCCAUCACUGGACGAGGGAGAAGGCUAGUUUGUUUGAUGUGAGCCAUAUGGUUCAGCAUCGCCUGAGCGGGCCGGGUGCAUUGGAUCUGUUGAUGAAGGUGACCCCGUCUUCUCUCGAUAAAUUGCCCAUCAACCAGUCUACGCUGUCUUGUCUGCUAGAAGAAGGAACGGGUGGAAUCGUGGAUGAUACGGUUAUCACCAAACAAGGUCCGGAUUCCUUUUAUUUUGUCACCAACGCUGGCCGGCGAGAGGAAGACUUGGCUUUCUUGCAGAAUGAAAUCGAGAGGUACAGGAGUGCCCAUGGUGCGGACAGCGUCAAGUGGGAUAUUUUGGAGGACAGGGCUCUAGUCGCCCUCCAGGGUCCCCUGGCUGCAUCUGUUCUUCAAUCGUUCAUCUACACUGAAGGUGAACCUACAACGGAGACGGACUUGAGUACAUUGUACUUUGGCCAGAGUCGCUCCCUCUAUCUACGACUUCUUGAUGGAUCUCGCACACCGCACCGUCUCUUGAUAUCCCGCACAGGUUACACGGGCGAGGAUGGCUUUGAAAUUUCCAUUCCAACCGAAAAUGCCCCGUCCCUCCCCGUUCGAGUCGCUGAGCUCCUCCUUUCCAAACCGGACGAGGUCCGUCUCGCAGGUCUCGCGGCCCGGGAUUCCCUCCGCCUCGAAGCAGGCAUGUGUCUUUAUGGUCAUGAUAUCUCAACCUCCCAGACCCCUCCCGUCGCCUCACUGGGCUGGGUUGUAGGAAAGGAUCGACGCGAUCCGUCGACUGCGACCUUCAACGGGGCAGACAUCAUCCUCCCACAACUUGCCUCCCCAUCGAAGACCCUCUCACAGCGCCGUGUCGGUUUUACCGUUGAAAAGGGGCCUCCAGCCCGUGAGGGCGCCAUCAUCGUCGGCCUAAGUGAUGAUCAGAAGACUCAAAUCGGAGUCGUCACCUCGGGUCUCCCCAGUCCAUCAUUGGGCGGAGCCAACAUUGCCAUGGGUUAUAUCAAGCAGGGUAUGCACAAGAAAGGCACCGAGGUUGGAGUCCUGGUAAGGAAUAAAGUGCGCAAGGCCACAGUGGUUGGAAUGCCAUGGGUCGAGAGCAAAUUCUAUAGACCCAAAGCAUGAUUUUUUUUUUUUUUUUUUUUCAUUCUUUCAUCGACGUUUGAGUUGUCUUUUUUUAAAAAAAAUUUUAUCUUGUUUUCCAUUCCAGUCAAUUUGGCGCUUGUAUCUUUAUAACUACCCUUUGAAGUUCUCGGUUUCAUGGCUGGCUCUCAACACCAGUACAGUUGGUUGAAUAGCAGGUAUGAUCUUCAAAAGCAUGAAGUCAUUGCCAUUCGGUUUUCUUUCAAAUUGAACACUGUUAGUGUCUAGCGGAAUUGAUAUGAUUAUAUUAUUACUGCAAUAUUGAUUCUUCGAUGGAUUAGAGAAACUGACAGGUCAGAUCUGUAAGCCCUCUUGCUAUCAUGUAUUUCGUACUAGUAUUAUCUGGAGAAAAUCAUUCAGAACCCGC